Molecule: messenger RNA, 1657 nt
Organism: Amoebophrya sp. A25
Lineage: Eukaryota; Dinophyceae; Syndiniales; Amoebophryaceae
Source: the annotation of a GenBank genome assembly
CCUCUUGGAAGUCCGACCCUCGUCAGGCGGGGAUGCGAUUUUUGAUGUUCUGGAUGGCUUCCCCUAACAUCGCUGCCGGGUGCCUAGGGCGCAAGUGGAGCUCAGGCCCGAGUCCCUGACCGCAGCCCACAGCCCACAGCCCACAAAGUAUCGAAUUAGAAAACUGGUAACCGCCCUCAACACCAAAAAAAUUUUCUCUCAGCUCCUAAACUCUCCUCCUCUUUGUCAUUCUGUAACUAAGUCUGUUCAUUUUGAUCAACCGUCUACUGCAGGGUUGGUUCACUAGUUCUCGUAUUCGUCGUCGUCUCGUCCAUUCUUUAUCAUAUGGGGCAACUUCCUAGCAGAAUGAACAUAAACAUAUCAAUAUCACAGCGAGACUUUUUGAUCUUGAUGCAACUCUGCAAUCAUGUACCACAGAGAUGAUAUUCAGCGUUGACGUCACGACCACUGAGGAAAUGAACUGACAUCUUACGGAAAUAUAGCCUUAUAAAAAAACUACAACUUUUACUUUAUAUUGAUUUGAUCAUGAACAUGAUCGAGCAGGCUCUUGUCGGCUUGCUGGCCCAACCCAGUAAAGUCGGUGGCAGAUUGUCAAAGGGCCACUUAGAGGAGGAGGAUCUCCUCACGUUGAGAAAGACGGCCGCAGAAAUAAGUACUAGUGCCUCGUCGUCGAGCUACGGUUCUACUUCGAGCUUCAUCACCGUGCCAACAUUUUUACCAAGAUACCAUACCAAGGGCAGGAAUGCGGCAACAACGCCAUUCUCAUGUCCAGGCAACAGCCCUGAAAUAACAGAUGACAUGGCGUCGUCCACGCUCUCGUUUAUUUCGAAGAAGUCAAAUUUGAAGAUGAAGCAUGAAAAUUAUAGAACAACGUCUUCUUUCGCCUCGUCUGACAACGAUGCGGACGACAGUGGCGUCGAGGGUUUGCGUACGGAUCCGACGCGGAAAAAUACACAAGCUGUUUCAGCCCGAACGGGAAACGUUGUGAACGAUCGGGAGCCUGCGGGCCCAGAGCAAUUGAAAGAAGCUCAAGCGACGCCUUCUUUGGAAGCCGGAAACAUCGAGCGCAUGAACCGCAUCGUAGAAGCGCUAAAGGAACAAUUCCAAGUAUUGUUGACGCAGCCUCACAGUAUGGUUAAGGCUGUAGAUAAUGCAUCCUUGACGGCCUCCUUGAAGCGUAUGGCAGAGUAUUACAGGGCGAUAAUCUGUCAUACUUUUCAAGGAUGCAGCUAGAUGAAUUACGGAGAGGAGCGCUAAUAUGGACAAUAAAGGGGACGGCGGGGGGACAUCCUCGUUCUCUGGCGGUUCAGGCGGCUUUUCAGGAAUAACCGGAGCCGGAGGUGGAAAAGGUUCUCCAUUUUCUCACACGCUGUCGAUGGAGGGGAUACGAGAAUUGAAGAAGAAGGGAAAUGAAUUGGUAAAAGAAAGUGAGACGGAGUUGAAAGACGCACUGCAAAAGGUGAGCAAAGCAAUCAAGGCGAUGGACAAGCGCAUCGGGAACUUAGAUAAACAGAUUGAUAGAUUUAGUUGAACUAACUUCGAGGUCGUUAGAAUGUUGGAUGAAUGACCUGAUUUCUGGUGGUAAAGGAAAACAUGAUUUCCGCACGAAGGCUUUCAUUUCUCCAAGCACCUGAUGUACCUGUAGCUGGACAACCAU